Piliocolobus tephrosceles (Ugandan red Colobus) is the source of this 1983-nucleotide messenger RNA. It is a transcript of the gene MAPRE3, whose product is annotated as microtubule associated protein RP/EB family member 3. The coding region runs from base 293 to 1138 and encodes 281 amino acids. The transcript has 7 exons. The record is from RefSeq and is a predicted model, not a curated record. Gene Ontology annotation, molecular function: microtubule binding. Lineage: Eukaryota; Metazoa; Chordata; Mammalia; Primates; Cercopithecidae.
GCUAAGGCAAGGUGGCGGUAGGGGCUGUCCUCCUCCCGCCGCUCAGUUGCCUUGGAGACGGCGGGUGCCCUGGCCCCGCCCCGCUCGGACUGACAGCGGCGGCCGCAUCGCGCCUGCGCAGUGCCCUCGUCCCCCGCAGUCUCUGUGCGUUGAAGCCGGAGACCGCGGCGGCCUCAGCGAGGACCCUUCGCCCCGGAGCCGCCGGCCGGGACCGCAGCCUCUGCCGCAGCGCCCCCACCACCUGUCCCCUCCCCCGCCGCCUCCGCCGGAGCCACCUCGCGCACUCUGGGGUAUGGCCGUCAAUGUGUACUCCACAUCUGUGACCAGUGAAAAUCUGAGUCGCCAUGAUAUGCUUGCAUGGGUCAACGACUCCCUGCACCUCAACUAUACCAAGAUAGAACAGCUCUGUUCAGGGGCAGCCUACUGCCAGUUCAUGGACAUGCUCUUCCCUGGGUGUGUGCACUUGAGGAAAGUGAAGUUCCAGGCCAAACUGGAGCAUGAAUACAUCCACAACUUCAAGGUGCUGCAAGCAGCUUUCAAGAAGAUGGGUGUUGACAAAAUCAUUCCUGUAGAGAAAUUAGUGAAAGGAAAAUUCCAAGAUAAUUUUGAGUUUAUUCAGUGGUUUAAGAAAUUCUUUGACGCAAACUAUGAUGGAAAGGAUUACAACCCUCUGCUGGCGCGGCAGGGCCAGGACGUAGCGCCACCUCCUAACCCAGGUGAUCAGAUCUUCAACAAAUCCAAGAAACUCAUUGGCACAGCAGUUCCACAGAGGACAUCCCCCACAGGCCCAAAAAACAUGCAGACCUCUGGCCGGCUGAGCAACGUGGCUCCCCCCUGCAUUCUCCGGAAGAAUCCUCCAUCAGCCCGAAAUGGUGGCCAUGAGACUGAUGCCCAAAUUCUUGAACUCAACCAACAGCUGGUGGACUUGAAGCUGACAGUGGAUGGGCUGGAGAAGGAACGUGACUUCUAUUUCAGCAAACUUCGUGACAUCGAGCUCAUCUGCCAGGAGCAUGAAAGUGAAAACAGCCCUGUUAUCUCAGGCAUCAUUGGCAUCCUCUAUGCCACGGAGGAAGGAUUCGCACCCCCUGAGGACGAUGAGAUUGAAGAGCAUCAACAAGAAGACCAGGACGAAUACUGAGGGCAGCCACAGCCCUGGCUGACUGCACGGCUUCCCCAUGCCUCCCUCCCUGCUCCACUCCCACAUUAUAGUCCUUUCCUACCACGGUCGGCUGGGUGCUUUGUGUCAGUGCCGCAGCACUAGGGAGCCAGACGAGCGGGGCUUGGGGGCAUGGGGCCGGAAAGCAGGCAGAAGCCCGUCCUGGGUGGCGCUGGCCCAGUUGGCGGGACCCUGUCCACACCCACCCUAUUUAUUUCUGUUGUCUCUCUGUUGUGUCGCCCAACACUUCCCAGGGUGCUGCUGCCACCCGCCCCAGCCAGCCACUUGCUCCCGACAGCCAGCAGCUGUGUAUUUGACAAAGUCAUUGGUAUAUUUUUACUUACUGGAUUCUCCUUGCACUUUACCUGUUCUUUUCCAGAGCUGACAGCACGGGCUCGGGGCAGUGUGCCUGGCUUGGCUUCCCUUCCCCAUGGCUGGGGGCUGGGGUCAGACUCACCCAUUCUAAUUUAUUUUGUCUUUUGGCUUCUCAGUAACUGAGGGGAAGGCUGAUGUCAGGAGAGGGAGAGGGGGCUGAGGAGGUAGUGCCGUAGGCCCAGGGGGUCAGGGAGAGGGAGGGGGGCAUGUGAGGGAUGGAAAUGACCUCCUGGCACCAGGCUCACCCACCCAAGGCCCCCUGCCCCAGCACCGAAGCCCAGUGCUGCCCUGAGGCCCCCAGCCACUCCCUCCAGCAGCCUGGUUCACCACACAGACUCUGCCUGGACCCCAUUGUCUGUCUGCUUCCCACCCGCCCUGCCCACCCCCUGCCCCUCAGGCACCAGCCUGCAUAUGUGUUCACUUUUAUUUAAAUAAACUUGUGCGGUAAAAGU